Messenger RNA from Sclerotinia sclerotiorum 1980 UF-70, 1563 nucleotides. RefSeq lists its product as hypothetical. The transcript is spliced from 6 exons. Bases 1 to 1563 code for a protein of 520 amino acids. The record is from RefSeq and is a predicted model, not a curated record. Lineage: Eukaryota; Fungi; Ascomycota; Leotiomycetes; Helotiales; Sclerotiniaceae.
AUGAGCACAGUUAUGCCGGGCUCCUUCCACCCAUCAGAAUCAUUUCAAUUAAGAGUGCCUUCCAUGGCACACGUUCGAAGAAUACGUUCAAAUUCCGUCCAGCAUCGUAAUAGUUCUUCAAUAUCCAGCAAUGAAGAAUUCACUAGGCUCAAUGAGGAAAUGUUCCGCCUAGAUGCACCUUAUGGCGAAGAUGCUCGUGACCCUAGACACGAACACGGAGAGACUAAUUACAUCAACAUGCUACUUCAACUUGAUAGUAUACCCGAAACUUACAACAUUCUAGCCGGCCUUUUUACCUGGCUACUGCUCGCUGGAUACAUGGUAUUACCGGCCACAUUCACAUCACUUCAGAAUUCUCGCACCAUUGCAUCAGAAGUAAGCAAAGCUGGGAAGCUAGUUUUAAAGACAUAUCAAAACCUGCCAUUAUUAUGGAUAGCUGCAAUCUUCUGCGCUAUUGGAGCAUCUGGUAUGAGCUGGCUGUGGUGGAUGUGGAAGAGGAACUAUGUAUGGAUUCUGAAUCGGAUCAUUUUACCAGGCUUUCUUCACUCCAUUACUGGACUCCUUACAACAAUUAUAAAUAUAUAUACGGCUCGAAGUGGAGCUUGGUCGGUUACAGCGAUUAUCACUAUUACUGUAACAGGAUGCUGUACAAAUGUUAAGAAGGAACAUAAGAAAAAGGUUCUUGAUAUUUUGACGUUGAAUAAGAAAUUGGUUGGGAAAUGCCACCUUAUGAGCUGGUAUACUGAGAGCGACCUACCAAUGGAAUGGGCAAUCACACCUACUGGUAAUGGAUGGACGAAUAAUGAGACAGGGCUAGAAUGGAUCAAAUACUUUGAUAAACACACUAAAGGCCGUACAAAGGGGCCAUUAGAUGUUGGAUGCUUCAGCAUUCUCAAACGAAUAUAUGGCCGAGAGAUUGAGCUUUAUAUGAAGGCCCGGAUCCACCAUAUCACCAAAAUCGAGCUCUUUAUUGCCUUCCGCGCAGCGUUUACACGCACCUUUAUACCCGAAAACGCAAGAGCUGGCUUUCGUGGAUCUGGCUUAGUGCCCUUUGAUCCGGAAAUGGUUAUAUCAAAGCUAGAUAUCAGGUUACGGACCCUGUCACCUUCUUUACCCUUUACUGCCGAUGUCAAUCUUUGGGUCUCACAGACCCCUCGCAACCCUAGGGACACCCUUUCACAAUCAACUCUAGUUAAAAGCCGAAUUGCUAGGCAGCAAUCAAGCUCACCAACAUCGAUAUUUGACGCAAUCGCGUCAUUUGCAAAGGGUACAGAAAUUAUGGCAUAUAAGAUGACUUUAAUAGAGACUGAGAACCGUACACUUCGUCAAGCAAAUGAGGCACUUAGCAAACGCUGUAGAGCUAAAAAGACUCGAAUAAGCCAAGGAGGUACCUUAAAUAUGGAAGAGACAAUGGAUAUUAUAUCACAAAGGGAUGUAAAGGAACAGGUUCGAUGUGACAAGCAUAUUGAAGAGAGGGGUACGGUUGGGGGGCUGCCUACCCAAUCAAGCUGUAGUAUUUGUGGGGAGACUGGUCAAAGUGAUACAAUGAUAAUAGAAUAUUAG